Messenger RNA from Mangifera indica (mango), 2074 nucleotides. Its product is annotated as lipase-like PAD4. Lineage: Eukaryota; Viridiplantae; Streptophyta; Magnoliopsida; Sapindales; Anacardiaceae. Gene Ontology annotation, biological process: lipid metabolic process. The coding region runs from base 116 to 1945 and encodes 609 amino acids. The record is from RefSeq and is a predicted model, not a curated record. The transcript has 4 exons.
ACGUUAAAUACCAACCGCACCGCACCAUUCACACUUAUGCACUACUUCUUCCAUUCCAAAGAAUUAUUCAAACUUCAACACCAAACAACAACUUAAUUUCUGCAAGCACUAGUCUAUGGAACCCGAAGCUUCAUCGUUUGAGACAAGUGAGAUAUUGGCAACAUUCGUGUCAUCAACGGCAGUUUUAGAAGCAACAUGGAGAUUUUGCAAUCGGGCCAACGCGACUCCCAACCAAGGUUUCGUGAUGGAACAAGUUGGGAAAAUUGGAUACGUUGGUUUUCCCAGCAUGGGAAAUAUGGAUUCUUAUUCUCAGUCAGGGGUUUUGACAUGUGUAGAAGAUAGUGAGAACAACCAGAUGUUUUCUCCUUUGCAACGCCAAAUCAAUGAAGGGGAAAAACCCAUCAUGGUCGAAGCUGCCUUCUUGCACCUUUUCUUAUCCAUCUACCCAACCUUCCGAACCCAGAUUGUGGCAUUAAUGGAGAGGAGCAAAUCAAUUGUGAUCACUGGUCAUUCCAUAGGGGGAACAACCGCUUCUCUUUCAACUCUCUGGCUCCUCUCCUAUCUUCAUUCCUUAAUUCAUUCUCCCUUUUCAGUACUCUGCAUCACCUUCGGCUCACCAAUGCUUGGAAAUGACUCCCUUUCCAAAGCCAUUCUUCGCCAGAGAUGGGAUGGUAACUUCUGCCAUGUCGUCUCCAAACUGGACAUUUUCCCAAGGUUGUUUUUUGUCCCUCCAUUUCAUAUUUCUCACUGCCUGCAACUUCUCCAGACUCUUUGGCACUUUUUUGAGACUUCUCCAGAGUUAGCAGCCCAGUUGCAUAAUGAAGAAAAGGUCACAAUGUUUCAAUAUGUGUUGGGUUGCUUGGAAAAGCUUGCACAAUGUGAAGGAGGGUCAAAUCACAGUUUGUUUUGGCCCUUUGGGAGCUUCUUUUUCUGCUCUGAAGAGGGGGCCAUAUGUAUGGAUAAUGCAGUUUCUGUCAUUAAAAUAAUGCAUUUGAUGCUUAUGGCAUCCGCUUCGCCUGAUUCUAGCAUCCAAGAUCAUCUCAAAUACGGAGAUUAUGUUGCAAGAGUUUCUUCUCAAUUCUUGAAGCAAAGAAGCUUUAUGGGAGGAGGUCUUCCUGAGUCUUGUUAUGAAGCUGGAGGUGCAUUGGCAUUGCAGUCUUUAGGCAUGGCUUCCCAGGAAUCAGUUGGAGUGGCAGUGAAAGACUGCCUGAAGAGGGAUAGGAAAAUGGUUCGCACACCAAACUUAAAUGUGGCUAAUCUGGCAAUAAAACUGUCAAAAAUCAACCCCUACAGGGCUCAAAUAGAAUGGUACAAGGCAAUUUGUGAUGAUUCCGAUGAUCAAAUGGGUUACUAUGACUCCUUCAAGCAACGAGGAAACUCUAGAAGAGACUCCAAAGUCAAUCUGAAUCGUAUGAUGCUUGGCAGUUUCUGGGAUAAUGUGAUUUCAAUGAUAGAAAGUAAUGAAGUGCCUCAUGAUUUCCAUACGCGAGCAAAGUGGGUUAAUGGUUCCCAAUCCUAUAAACUCCUUGUCGAACCUCUGGACAUUGCAGAAUACUAUCGAAAUGGGAUGCACCGUGUCAAGGGGCAUUACAUAACGCAUGGUAGAGAAAGGAGGUACAAGAUUUUUGAUAGGUGGUGGGAAGAGAGAAGGGUUACUGAUGCAGAGAACUACAGAAGGAGCACAUAUGCAAGCUUGACUCAGGAUACAUGCUUCUGGGCAAAGUUGGAGGAAGCCAGGGACUGGCUAGAUAGUGUUAGACGUGAGAGAGAUAAAGGGAGGCUAGAUUUGCUGUGGAACAAUAUCAAUGAUUUUGAAAGCUAUGCAGCUGGAUUGGUUGACAGUAAGCAGGUUUCUAAAGAUGUUUUGGCAAAGAAUUCUAGUUACACUUUGUGGUUGGGAAAAUUGACGGAACUGAAAUCAUGGUCGAUGCAAUUCUCUAUUUAAUUUCCUGUCUGUGCUAAUGUACUCUCUAGGAUAAGGGUGAAAAUCAGGCUUUGUAUUCUAUUUUCAACAACUUUGUGUUUGCAACUUUGGCACUGAUGGCUGGGAAUUAACUACACAAUUAGCUGCCUA